Molecule: messenger RNA, 1327 nt
Organism: Anopheles moucheti
Lineage: Eukaryota; Metazoa; Arthropoda; Insecta; Diptera; Culicidae
Product: ficolin-2-like
Exons: 3
Coding region: 36-1151 (371 amino acids)
Source: RefSeq, a predicted model, not a curated record
CAUUUCAAACCCCGAGUGCUUCUCACGGACGCAAAAUGCAAACGUUAGUCAUCCUUCUUCUGUUGUUUUACUGUAGCAGUGCUGAAGAGAAAAGUGAGGAAAGCUUAACUAAUCUGCAUAAUCCGCCAACUUCCCAAACCGGAUUUGCGUUUGAGAUGAUUAUGGCCAAACUCAGCAUCCUGGAGCAUCGCUUCAUCGAAAAACAGCUCCAAACCGAGGAGCAGCUAACUGUUCUAAGCGCUCGAGUCGAUCAGCUCGUUAAAACCGUCGAAAAUUUGGCCUGGAUUGUGCAAAACACGGGAGAAACCGUGAACCAGCUAGGUUUGAACGGGAAACACAUGCAACACAAUGUCACCGUCAUCCAGCGCGAUCUUACGCAGGUUCUGGCGGAACAGAAGCUGUUGGUAACGACGCACCAGUUCGGUGAAUAUCUGCGGCAGAAAGGUUGCAACACAGCGAACGUUUCGUUUUUGAGUGAUGAACACUAUGCAACUGAUGAACACUAUGCAACGUACCGUUCAUGCAGCAAGGUACCCUUUUCCCAGUCCGGAGUGUACAGAAUCCGGCCCGAAAAGCCCUUCAAACAACCGAUCACGGUGCUGUGCGAUCAAGAGUUCGAAUCAGGUGGAUGGGUGGUAAUUCAACAUCGUUUCGAUGGUUCGACCAAUUUCUAUCGCGUUUGGAAGGAGUACAGCGAAGGGUUCGGUAAUUUUGAUGGCGAGUUUUGGCUCGGGUUGGACCGCAUCCAUCAGCUGACCAUCUCCGCACCGCACGAGUUGGUGAUCCUGCUGGAAGACUUCGAUGGCAAUAGGACGAUUGCCAGGUACGAUCGGUUUGAGAUCGCAAACGAGAAGCAGAUGUAUGUACUCACUAAAAUCGACGGAUACACCGGCACAGCUGGAGACUCCUUGAGUGAUUUGAAGGGACGGUCAUUCAGCACGCAGGAUGUCGAUAAUGAUGCGGCGAAUGAAAACUGUGCUGUAACUUAUACCGGAGCUUGGUGGUAUGGUGCCUGCCAUUCAAGCAACCUGAAUGGCAAAUAUCUACGCGGAGAAACGAAGGAAUUCGCCACGGGCAUGGUGUGGAAAUCGUUCCGCGGAUAUCACUAUGCGCUGAAAUCUUCCAAAAUGAUGAUAAGGCCGAAAAUGUGAAAACUGUCACUUAUUGAGCAUUGAGAAUUCAGUUUUUGGUAAAAUUGCAGGAGGUGCGCAUGUUGGAGAAGCGUUAUUUUAAUUAAGUCACAAUUGCAGGGUUCGUCGAUAAAUUUCCCUUAAACAUUUUUUUUCUUUAAAAAUAGUUUAUAAUUAGAUCGUGAUAUUCCAAUAAA